Molecule: messenger RNA, 2376 nt
Organism: Orbilia oligospora ATCC 24927
Lineage: Eukaryota; Fungi; Ascomycota; Orbiliomycetes; Orbiliales; Orbiliaceae
Exons: 5
Coding region: 1-2376 (791 amino acids)
Biological process (GO): N-terminal peptidyl-methionine acetylation
Cellular component (GO): cytoplasm; NatA complex
Molecular function (GO): protein binding; protein-N-terminal amino-acid acetyltransferase activity
Source: RefSeq, a predicted model, not a curated record
AUGAAAGGCCUUCUCAUAAACUGCCAAGGCAAAACCGAAGAAGCUUUCCAGAUUGCCAAAGAAGCCUUGAAGCAAGAUAUGAAAUCCCAUGUCUGCUGGCACGUCUACGGUCUCCUUUACCGCAGUCAGAAAAACUUCGAUGAAGCCAUCAAGGCCUACAAAAUGGCACUUCGCUUCGAACCGGAUUCCCAACAGAUCCUACGCGACCUUGCACUCCUACAAGUCCAGAUGAGGGAUUACAACGGUUAUAUCGAAAGUCGACGGUUGAUGGUUAUGAGCAAGCCCCAGAUAAGACAGAAUUGGACUGGUCUGGCGAUUGCAUACCACCUCGCGGGAAAUCUAUCAGAAGCCGAGAGCGUCCUUGCUAAGUACGAGGAAACUUUGAAGCAACCACCACCACGAACGGACCUUGAGAACUCGGAGGCGAUAUUGUAUAAGAAUUACAUUAUUGCGGAAGCUGGAGAUUACCAAAAGGCGUUGGAUCAUUUGGAGGCUAUUUCCAGAACCGCUGUCGACAAAGUUGCGAUCUUGGAGGCGAGGGCGGAAUAUAACUUGAAGCUAGGGAACAAUGAGGCUGCAGAGAAGGGAUAUAGGGUCUUAUUGGAGAGGAAUCCUGAAAAGAGGCUAUACUAUACAGGAUUGGAGAAGAGUUUGGGACUUGAAGGAGAGGAGAGACUGAGGGUUUAUGAGGAGUUGGCUGAACAGUAUCCGAGAGCGGAUGCGCCAAAGCGGAUACCGUUGGAUUUCCAAGAAGGUGAUGCUUUCAAGUCUGUGGCACAGAAGUAUUUGGAUUGGAGACUGAAGAGAGCUGCUCCAUCGACAUUUACCAGCCUAAAAGCUUUAUAUGGAGAUGUUGCGAAACGAGAAUGUCUAGAAUCACUCGUCGAAGAGUUCCUGGCAAAGACACGAGAAGAGAAGCCUGUUGAGAAUGGAGAGAGCCUUACGAACGGCAGCUCAACCCCCAAUAACAGCGUUUUGAUCUACACUCUUUACUAUCUCUCACAACAUCACGACCACUGGCGGAUACGAAAUACCGAAAAGGCACUUUCCUAUAUCAACGAAGCGUUGGAAUUAGCACCAGACAACGCCGACCAAGGCGAGUUGAAACUUGGCUUGGCGCGCAUCCUGAAGCAUGCCGGUGAUGUUAGAAAGGCAAUGGAGGAGAUGGAUAGUGCACGACAGAAGGACAAGAGCGACAGGUACUACAAUACCAAAUGCUCGAAGUACAUGCUUAGGAAUGACUGUAAUGAGGAGGCUAUCAAGACGAUGGGUUUGUUUACAAGGAACGAUGUCAACGGCCCACUUGGCGACCUUCUGGAGAUGCAGUGUGUUUGGUAUAUCACAGAAGAUGGAGAAUCCUAUGUUCGUCAGGGCAAGUUAGGGCUUGCGCUAAAACGGUUCCACGCAAUCUACAAGAUAUUCGAAGAUUGGACCGACGACCAAUUUGACUUCCAUUCGUUCUCACUUAGGAAGGGCAUGAUCAGAGCUUAUAUUGAGAUGGUAAGAUGGGAGGACAGUCUGUGGUCGCAUCCGUUCUUCAGGAGGGCCGCGGUAAAUGCUAUCAAACUUUACUUGCUGCUAAACGACAAACCGCAUUUGGCUCAUGGUUCCUUGGCGAAUGGAACUGGUGAUGAUGCGGUGGAUUUUGAAAGUUUGAGCACUGCCGACAGAAAGAAGGCAAUGAAGAAGGCAAAGAGGGAGGCACAGAAACAGGAGAAGGCGGCUGCGGAGGCGGCUGCAAAGGCAAAGGAUGAGAGGAAGGGUGGAGAGGAGAAGAAGCAGGAUGAUGACCCGCUAGGAGCUAAGUUGGCGCAGACGACAGAGCCAUUGGAGAAGGCGCUAUUGUGGUUGAAGCCGUUGUUGGAGUUCUCACCUACAUUCUUAGAAGGUCAAACAGCUGGGUUUGAUGUUUAUAUGAAGAGGAAAAAGUACUUGCUUGCACUGAAGUGCUUGCUUGCGGCGCAUAGCAUUGCUCCCGAAGAUCCGGUUGUGCAUGAGCAGAUCGUUCGGUUCCAAAGUUUCCUGGACACGAAACCGGAACUCUCUCCUACAGUUCAAUCGAUAAUAGAUGAAACUUUCACACUAGCUCCAAAGGAGAGCACACUGGCGCAAUUUAACGAGUCGUAUCUAUCAUCCCAAUCUGAUAGUGCUAGAGCUUCUUUCGCGGUCGUGAGGGCUCGACAGGUCCUCGGUCCCUCCGAAGGGACCGAUUCUGAGACGUUAAUAUUUGAGGCUCUGAAGAAGGAGGGAGCAACACUUAAGGAUGCAGUUGAUGGGUUAGCCCUCCUCAAGGAGCUGAAGGGUGAUGUCGGACGAUACACCGAGGAGGCGAGGCAGAGGUGGCCGAUGGCGAAUGUGUUCGAGGUGAAGGCUUGA